Dibothriocephalus latus is the source of this 453-nucleotide messenger RNA. Lineage: Eukaryota; Metazoa; Platyhelminthes; Cestoda; Diphyllobothriidea; Diphyllobothriidae. The record is from the annotation of a GenBank genome assembly.
AUGGACUACUUACUUGGCCGACUGCCCGUUUUACUUUUCUGCUUAAUAUGCCCCGACAUUUCUCUUGGCUGCCGGCAAUCAUUGGCUGAAAUUAUUCCCCCUCUGCUGCCUUACAGACUUCAGGCCCGAUUGCGUUUUGUGCCCUGGAAUCAUGAGGGCUGGAAGGUUGGACACUGCCAGGUGCCAGCCGUGGGUCAGAAGGUCAGCCUCUUGGCGCUUUCAAACAGUACUGGCAUUCGGGAAGUCCUGGCCAAUGUGUUAGGUCGUUUCAAUAAAUUAAUGAGCAAAAAGGCCCACCUCCACCAUUACCUGCGUGUUGAGGGCUUUGAGGAAUCCCAAUUUGAGAAGAGUGCGUGCAAUCUCUCUGAUCUUAUUGACGAGUAUGCCUUCUUUGAGAGCCGUACUUCUGAGGCGCCCUUUCCAGAACUGCCACGGCUUCGGAUUGCCGAUUGA